Molecule: messenger RNA, 856 nt
Organism: Wasmannia auropunctata (little fire ant)
Lineage: Eukaryota; Metazoa; Arthropoda; Insecta; Hymenoptera; Formicidae
Gene: Srp19
Product: signal recognition particle 19 kDa protein
Exons: 2
Coding region: 126-623 (165 amino acids)
Biological process (GO): SRP-dependent cotranslational protein targeting to membrane, signal sequence recognition; SRP-dependent cotranslational protein targeting to membrane
Cellular component (GO): signal recognition particle, endoplasmic reticulum targeting
Molecular function (GO): 7S RNA binding
Source: RefSeq, a predicted model, not a curated record
AUACAGAAUACUAUUGCUAUACAUGUAUCACAUAAAAUUCGUGCACAAAUAAAAAACUUGUAAAUCGUAUUUAUAUUUCAAGUCGUAUUUAAUAAAGACAAAUUCAGAAAUUCGAAAGGAGCAGGAUGUGUACAUUUGAGUACAUUACGUACACUGACAUGCACCUGGCAGCUGGUUGCAACAUGUCGCUCACGUGGAAUCCUUCAAAGAAACAUAGUGAACGUGAAAGGUGGAUAUGCAUCUAUCCCAUAUAUCUGAACAGCAAGAGAAGCUUGGCGGGCGGGCGGAAGUUGGCCAAGGACAAGUGCGUGGAGAAUCCAACGCAUCAGGAAAUACGGGACGUCCUGCUGGCGGCGGGCCUGAACGUCGGCGUCGAGAAUAAGCUGCAUCCGAAGGAGCGUAGCAAGGAACCCCUGUUCCGCGGUCGUAUCCGCGUGCAGCUGAAGAACGACGACGGCACGCCGGUACGACCCGAGUUUCCCUCCAGGGAUUCCCUGCUGGAGUACGUCGGCUCGACAAUUUUGAAGCUGAAGACUCGCCAGGGUAAGCAGAGCUCCAGCGAGCAGGCGUCGCAGCCGUCCACGUCGACUUCAAAGAAAGGGAAAGGCAAGGGAAGGAGAUAAAAAGGAAGGAAGCAGAGAAGUGAGAGUUAAGAGAGUGAAUUUUUAUUUAUAUAUAUUUUACAUUCUAUAAAACAUUUGUAUUUAUAUACCUACAUAUAUAUGCUCAUAUUUAGAUUAUAUUUAGAUUCUAUACUCUUUCACACAAGAGAUAAGAUGGGAAUUAAUAUAAUACUAUAAUUGAAGUAUGUAUCUUCGAAAUGGAUUACAAUUAUCUCAUAAACUUUUCAAUUUUA